AACAUAGUGUAUUAUCUUGCUGAAGUUUAGUUUUUUAGAAAUCCACAUCAGUCAUCUUACUGUUUUGAACUGGAAUUUUCGUACUCAAGUAGCUGAGAUGUUUUCAAGUUAUGUAUUGAUAUUGAUUUUGGUUUCUUCGAAUUCCGGCUAUACAGAAGCUGGAUUGAUCGUUUCUCCUAACCAAGAGUCAAAGGAUUCCGCAAUAAACUCAAAUGGACCCACGGCUAAAUCAGAAUCUGGAAAAGAAAUCGAUAAGUGCAAUGCUGAACUGUUGAGAAAGGGGACUGGAGAUGACAGCAACACAAAGAACCCAUCGGGAAAAAAGCUACAAGAGCCAAUAUCGCAAUCAAAGGCGAGGCUCCUCGGGGCUAUUGGCUCCAUGUUGGGCCUCCAUGUUAUCAGCACCCUGGGCGGCAGUAUUACCUUCGUCUACUUCAGCGGGACUUGUUGUGCGGACGGUGGUAUCGAUUGUUGUAUAGGUGAAAGUGUAGCUAGCAGUUGCUAUGAGGGUGAUUGUUCUUGGCAGACUAGCAGUUAUGGUCCAGCAGUCGGUAUGCCUGGUUGGCGUCGCAGAUGCGGGUUGUAGUGAAGGUGGAAUUUUGGGUUUCAAUCGGAAUAUCUAACGCAAUAUUGAAGGCAUGAUUUAUUAUAUGAUCCACAUUUGAAGAAAUGAUUAUUCCAACGCUGCAGCGAACUGUUUAGGAGUUGAAGCCGCUAUUUGGUAGCAUAAGGUGGGUGAUUCUCAAAAAAACCUCAAGAGUAGUGAUUCUCGAGGAUUAUUCUAAUUGGGGGUGUUGUGUAUGUAUAUAUAUUCUAUUCUUCUCAUCACUGUCUACAAUAUCCAUUAAAAAAAGUAAUUUAUUUUUC
Molecule: messenger RNA, 867 nt
Organism: Nezara viridula (southern green stink bug)
Lineage: Eukaryota; Metazoa; Arthropoda; Insecta; Hemiptera; Pentatomidae
Source: the annotation of a GenBank genome assembly